Molecule: messenger RNA, 567 nt
Organism: Cadophora gregata
Lineage: Eukaryota; Fungi; Ascomycota; Leotiomycetes; Helotiales; Ploettnerulaceae
Exons: 3
Coding region: 1-567 (188 amino acids)
Source: RefSeq, a predicted model, not a curated record
AUGCUCUUCCUCCACCUCACCAUUCUCAUCACCCUCAUCACGUCCACCCUCGCAACCGCACUCUUCAAACCAGCUGCCCGUGCAGUCACCUCUUGCGCUCCAGCUCCAACCGUCGCAUUUGGUGGUCCAACACCUGAGAUGAAAGCUUGUCUGAAGAAGCCAGAAUGCCAAAAUGCAGCCUCUAUCUUCCAUCACUGCGUUGAAGGACUUCCAGGCUCGCAGUUCGAUAAUUGGGCUUUCAACCCAGCGAAGAAUAAUUCUGCUACUUAUGAGUGUUUAUGUGACACUUAUCACGAUACCUGGCUCAACACCCUGAAAACCUGCAUCCCCUGCCUCACCCUCGCACUCACCCACCGCCCGGACAAAAUCCUCCCACCACCCACCAACCCAUCCUACCUCCUCGAGGAAAUCCUACUGAAUCUCAAUUCCUACUGUAUUAAUACGCAUUCCAAGGUUUUUGGACUGCAGUUCUUGAUUGGUGCGGGAAAGGGCAUUACGAGUAGGUUUCAUAGUCCGGUGUUGUUUUUCAAUGUUACGGUUGCGGGGGGGCCGGUUACGGAUUUCUGA